Frieseomelitta varia is the source of this 2362-nucleotide messenger RNA. RefSeq names its product sodium-independent sulfate anion transporter. NCBI's taxonomy places the organism in Eukaryota, Metazoa, Arthropoda, Insecta, Hymenoptera, Apidae. Gene Ontology annotation, cellular component: membrane. Bases 363 to 2270 code for a protein of 635 amino acids. Gene Ontology annotation, biological process: transmembrane transport. The record is from RefSeq and is a predicted model, not a curated record. The transcript has 9 exons. Gene Ontology annotation, molecular function: sulfate transmembrane transporter activity.
AUCCCUAACCAACCCGAAAUGCCGAUUCUUACGCUCAGUUCGUAGUAAGAUCGUGCUUGGUGCGUACAUGCGAUCGUUUCGCGGAAAGUGCAUUUGGCCAUUUCUUUCUCUCUCUCUCUCUCUGUAAAUUCGUGCAACGAUGAAAUUGUAAAAGAAAGUAUGACAUCGCGCGAGCUAGCAGUCGGCUGGCGAAUAAGGUUACACGCCCUCGUUUCCGUACAUGAUCGAUACUUCUGCGAGGAAAAUGACAAGUACGGACACGAUAUUUUAUAAUGAUUAACGACGUGCCCCCUGCAACGCUCGCGCUCCACGGAAGUAUGUUAUCACGUUCGCUCUGCCGUGUAAUUGGUGCAUAAUUCACAAUGGCCCUGGACGACACGGACAAGAAACGAUGGCAUCCGAGAGGCGGACAGUUCAAUAAAUUUGUCAAGAAACGAAUACCAAUUACCGGAUGGUUGCCGAAUUACAAUUCCGAGAAGUUUCUGAACGAUGCCAUAGCCGGCGUCACCGUCGGGCUCACUGUUAUGCCGCAAGGACUUGCCUACGCCACUCUAGCCGGCUUAGAGCCUCAGUAUGGCCUAUAUUCCGCAUUUAUGGGAGCCAUGGUGUACAUAGUAUUCGGCUCGUGUAAAGAUAUCACGAUUGGACCCACUGCCCUUAUGGCACUGAUGACUCACGAGUACGUCCAAGGCAGAAACGCGGACUUCGCGAUAUUGCUAGCCUUUUUAUGCGGUUGCUUGCAAAUAUUGAUGGCUUUCCUGCGACUAGGCGUACUUGUAGACUUUAUAUCGAUACCAGUCACAGUCGGAUUCACCUCCGCGACGUCUGUUAUAAUUGUGGUUUCUCAGUUGAAGGGUCUUUUGGGAUUGAGAAUCUCCUCCCAAGGGUUCUUGGAUACUUUAACAAAAGUAUUACAAAACAUUCAUCGGGUCAAUUGGUGGGAUACUGGGAUGAGCCUGUCUUGUAUCACUAUCCUACUGUUAUUCAGGAAAAUGAAAGACAUCAAGCUGUGCUCGAACAACGAGAAACCAAAUAGAUAUCAAAGGAUACUGAUGAAAAUGAUAUGGUUAUUAUCAACAGCUAGAAACGCUGUCAUUGUUAUAAUUUGCUCCACCAUUGCUUACAAACUAAACUCUACCGAACAUGGUUCCCCGUUCAUUCUCACUGGCCCUGUGAGAUCCGGUCUUCCAUCCUUUGGAUUACCUCCGUUUUCCACGCGAGUGAAAAAUGAGACUUUGACUUUCACUGAAAUGUGUUCAGAGUUGGGUGCAUCUAUAGCAUUAGUACCAAUAAUCGGAGUCCUUGGGAACGUGGCGAUAGCAAAGGCUUUUGCAAACGGUGGCAAAGUAGAUGCCACUCAGGAACUAAUUACUUUAGGGAUUUGCAAUGUUCUUGGAUCUUGCGCAAGUGCAAUGCCCGUUACUGGCUCCUUUAGCAGAUCUGCAGUGAAUCAUGCCAGUGGUGUGAAAACGCCAAUGGGUGGUUUAUAUACUGGGAUAUUAAUAUUACUGGCUCUUAGUCUACUUACCCCUUACUUCUACUUUAUACCAAAGGCUUCCUUAUCUGCAGUUAUUAUCUGUGCGGUGAUAUACAUGAUUGAAUAUCAAGUUGUAAAGCUCAUAUGGAAAACCAGUAAAAAGGAUUUGAUUCCAAUGUUUGUGACCUUCUUGUUCUGCUUGAUUGUUGGUGUUGAAUAUGGAAUUUUAUUAGGUGUAGGAAUAAAUCUCAUGUUCUUGCUAUAUCCCUCGGCACGUCCUACAAUACACGUUGACAAAUGUAAAACAACUUCUGGGGCUGACUAUCUUUUAGUAACACCAGGAAAUAGUCUUUAUUUUCCAGCUGUGGACUUUAUUAAAAAGUCAGUUGGUAAUGCCGGAAUAAAGCAAGGUUCUUGUCAAGUUCCAGUUGUAGUCGACUGCAGGUAUAUUCUCGGAGCUGAUUUUACUGCCGCAAAAGGAAUAGCAACAUUGAUAAAUGAAUUUAACAAUCGAAAACAAGGUUUAUAUUUUUACAAUCCGCGAUCGGAUGUUAUUGCUGUACUUAAAGGAGCCUGCGGAGAAGAGUUUCAAUAUAUUUCUACCCAGGAUGAAUUAUCAUACUUAUUAUCGACGCAUCAAGAUAAAACAUCGCAACAACUUUUAGAAAUAACACGCGACAAAUCGCACGAACCAUUAAUGUUAAAUAGUCCCGAAAUUAUUCAUCGAAGUAGUCGUUCAUGCCAUGAACUUAAUGAAGUCACAACCACAUUGUUACACGCUACAGCCAGUUAAACAGUAAAUAAUAUUUUCAGUUUAAAGUUUCGCUUUCGACUCUUUCCAUGAAAUGAUAAAGUUCACAGAUAUUAUCAUGAAAAUUUUCAUAA